UUUUUUCUUAUUGGGGGGGGGGUUGUUAAAAAAUAAAUAUAAGGGCGGCCAUCUUUGUUUCUCUGCCUUGUAGUGUAAAAUAUUCCAAAACGCCCCCCACUUUUGUGUGUCGAUUUGAAUAUUAAAUAAAUUUCAUAAUUCGAGAGGGAUACAUUUUUUGUUUUCGUGCACCAGGUCGGUGACAGGGAUAUAAUGUCAUCUCCUCUCCGGGUCUGUGAGGAAGACGAGGGCAUGGUGGUUAAUUCCGAGGGAGGAGAUUUUGAUGAAGAAGAAGACGACGGAGACCUAGACGAGAACGCAAGCGACAUAAACUCGCCGGCGGCGCCUAGAGAAACUGCAACGCGAGCCGCGCCAGCUGACUGCGACGAAGAGGGAGAUGUGUCCGACCGGGAGGGGACGACGAAAAAGAAGCGGGGCCCCAAGAAAAAGAAAGAGACAAAAAAGCGAGACAAAGAGAAGGAAGGGAAGUCAACCAAAGUACGAAAACACAAGAAGAUUGACAGCGACGUAGAGAGGGACUCGGACAGGGAGUAUGGAGAGAACUCUGACAGCACGGCCAGCGACUUCGCCGGCGGGGGCAAGAAGAAGAGAAAGAAGCACAAAGAGAAGAAGGAGAAGAAGAUCAAGCGCAGGAAGAAGGAGGAGGGCGACAGCAACCAGGAGGAGACGCCCAAGCCGCUGGAGCAGAAAACCUCAGCCCAGCUGGCACGAGACUGGGGCCUGGAGGAUGUGGAUCACAGCUUCAGUGAAGAGGACUAUCGCACGCUGACCAACUACAAAGCCUUCAGCCAGUUCAUGAGGCCCAUGAUCGCCAAGAAGAACCCCAAGAUCCCCAUGUCCAAGAUGAUGACCAUCCUGGGGGCCAAGUGGCGCGAGUUCAGCUCCAAUAACCCGUUCAAGGGUUCAGCUGCUGCCGUGGCGGCGGCCGCUGCAGCAGCCGCCGCCGCCGUAGCCGAGCAGGUCUCCGCGGUGACCGCCUCCGUGGAACCCCUGCCCCAACCACCCCCACUCCGCAAGGCCAAGACCAAAGAGGGCAAAGGCCCUGGGUAUAAGAAGCGCAGUAAGAGCCCUCGUGUGCCCGAGAAGAAGAAGGCCAAGGCCAAGAAGAUGGCCCCACUUCGCAUCAAGCUAGGAAUUAUGGGUAACAAGAGGAAGAAGAGCAGUUCGAGCGAAGACGUGGAUGAGGAAGACUCUGAGCAGGAAGACUCCAGUGUCCACAGUUCCUCUGUCCGCUCCGACAGCUCUGGCCGGGUCAAGAAGAACAAGCGUGGUCGUCCGGCUAAGAAGAAGAAAAAAACGGUGAUAGGGGAUGAAGAUGGUGAUGGCUACGAGACGGACCACCAGGAUUACUGCGAGGUCUGCCAGCAGGGCGGCGAGAUUAUCCUGUGUGACACCUGCCCCCGAGCAUACCACCUCGUCUGCCUCGAGCCAGAGCUGGAGAAAGCCCCUGAGGGCAAGUGGAGCUGCCCCCACUGUGAAAAAGAAGGUAUCCAGUGGGAAGCGAAGGAGGAGGACUUUGAGGACUUUGAGGAGGAGUGUGAUGAAGGGGGCGUGGUCGAGCGUGGGGGCGGGGCCACAGGAGGGGAGGAAGAAGAGGACGACCACAUGGAGUUCUGCCGGGUCUGCAAGGAUGGUGGCGAGCUGCUGUGUUGUGACUCUUGUCCCUCAUCCUACCACAUCCAUUGCCUCAACCCGCCCUUGCCUGAGAUACCCAAUGGGGAGUGGCUGUGCCCACGUUGCACUUGCCCCCCGAUCAAAGGCAGGGUGCAGAAGAUCCUCCACUGGCGCUGGGGCGAGCCGCCACCCCCCGUGCCCGUGCCCCCCGCCCCGGACGCUGACCCCCAGCAGCCACCCCCGCCCCCCAUGAAGGGCCGUGCCGAGAGGGAGUACUUUGUCAAACUGAUGGCCCAGUCCUACUGGCACUGCACCUGGAUUACUGAGCUCCAGCUGGAGAUCUUCCACUCCGUGAUGUUCCGUAAUUACCAGCGUAAGAUGGACAUGGACGAGCCGCCCAGCCUGGACUACGGCUCGGGCGCCGAGGAUGACGGCAAGAGCGAGAAGCGGCGAGCCAAGGACCCGCAGUACGCAGCCCUGGAGGAGAAGUUCUACCGAUACGGCAUCAAGCCCGAGUGGAUGAUGGUGCAUCGGAUCAUCAACCACAGUGUGGAUAAAAAGGGCAAUUACCAUUACCUGGUCAAGUGGAGAGACCUGACCUAUGACCAGUGCACUUGGGAGAGGGAUGACCUGGACAUACCGGACUUCAAUAUCCACAAGACCAACUACUGGAGGCACAGAGAGGAGGUGAUGAAGGAGGAUCCAGAGAAGCCGAGGAAGAUGAGGAGCGUGAGGAAGGACGAGGGCGAUGAGCCCCCGAGCUAUCCUGUUAAUGACCCCACGGUUAAAUACGAGGAGCAGCCUGACUUUGUGACAGUGACGGGGGGCACUCUGCACCUCUACCAGCUGGAGGGGCUCAACUGGCUGCGUUUCUCCUGGGCCCAGGGCACCGACACCAUCUUGGCUGAUGAGAUGGGGCUGGGCAAGACCAUCCAAACCAUCGUGUUCCUCUACUCACUCUUCAAGGAGGGUCACACCAGGGGGCCGUUCCUGGUGAGCGCACCACUCUCCACCAUCAUCAACUGGGAGCGCGAGUUUGAGAUGUGGGCUCCUGACUUCUACGUGGUCACCUACACGGGCGACAAGGACAGCCGCGCCAUCAUCCGUGAGAAUGAGCUCACGUUCGACGACGCCGCCGUCAAGGGCGGCAAGAAGACCUUCAAGCUCCGGAGAGAGGCGGCCAUCAAGUUCCAUGUGCUGUUGACCUCCUAUGAGCUGGUGACCAUCGACCAGACAGCCCUCAAAUCCAUCGAGUGGGCGUGUCUGGUGGUGGAUGAAGCUCAUCGGCUGAAGAACAAUCAGUCUAAGUUUUUCAGGCGCCUGAACGACUACAAGAUCGAUUAUAAGCUGCUGCUGACGGGGACGCCGCUGCAGAACAACCUGGAGGAGCUCUUUCAUCUGCUCAACUUCCUCACGCCCAACCGCUUCAACAACCUGGAGGGCUUCCUGGAGGAGUUCGCCGACAUCUCCAAGGAGGACCAGAUCAAGAAGCUCCAUGACCUUCUGGGGCCGCACAUGCUGCGGAGGCUGAAGGCCGACGUCUUCAAGAACAUGCCGGCCAAGACGGAGCUGAUUGUGCGGGUGGAGCUCAGCCCCAUGCAGAAGAAGUACUACAAGUACAUUCUGACGCGGAACUUUGAGGCCCUGAACUCCAAGGGUGGGGGCAACCAGGUGUCCCUGCUCAACAUCAUGAUGGACCUGAAGAAGUGCUGCAAUCACCCGUACCUCUUCCCCGUGGCUUCUGUGGAAGCCCCAAAGACAGCCAGCGGGGCAUACGAAGGCACAGGCCUCACCAAGUCCUCCGGGAAGCUGCUGCUGCUGCAGAAGAUGCUAAGAAAGCUGAAGGAUCAGGGCCACCGUGUCCUCAUCUUCUCCCAGAUGACCAAGAUGCUGGACCUGCUGGAGGACUUCCUGGACUUCGAGGGCUACAAAUACGAGCGGAUUGACGGCGGCAUCACGGGCGCGCUGAGGCAGGAGGCUAUCGACCGGUUCAACGCUCCGGGUGCCUGUCAGUUCUGCUUCCUCCUGUCCACCAGGGCCGGUGGCUUGGGGAUCAACCUGGCCACCGCAGACACCGUCAUUAUCUUCGAUUCCGACUGGAAUCCCCACAAUGACAUUCAGGCGUUCAGCCGCGCCCACCGCAUCGGUCAGGCCAACAAGGUGAUGAUCUACCGCUUCGUGACGCGGGCCUCCGUGGAGGAGCGAAUCACACAGGUGGCCAAGCGCAAGAUGAUGCUGACCCACCUGGUGGUGCGGCCGGGCCUGGGCUCCAAGGCCGGCUCCAUGACCAAGCAGGAGCUGGACGACAUCCUCAAGUUCGGCACCGAGGAGCUCUUCAAGGACGAGAUCGAGGCGGGGGACAACAAGGACGAGGACAGCAGCGUGAUCCACUAUGACAGCACUGCCAUCGAGCGUCUGCUGGACCGCAGCCAGGACGCCACCGACGACUCGGACAUGCAGAACAUGAACGAGUACCUGAGCUCCUUCAAGGUGGCCCAGUACAUGGUGCGGGAGGAGGAUAAGAUCGAGGAGAUCGAACGUGAGAUCAUCAAACAGGAGGAGAACGUGGACCCUGACUACUGGGAGAAGCUGUUGAGACACCAUUACGAGCAACAGCAGGAGGACCUGGCACGCAACCUGGGGAAGGGCAAGCGGGUUCGCAAGCUAGUCAACUACAAUGAUGCCGCACAGGAGGACCAAGAAUGGCAUGCUGAUAUUUCAGAUAACCAGUCCGAGUAUUCGGUGGGCUCCGAGGAGGAGGACGAGGACUUUGAUGAGAGACCGGAAGGUCGGAGGCAGUCACGGCGUCAGCUGAGGAAUGAGAAGGACAAACCACUACCCCCCCUACUGGCCAGAGUAGGGGGUAACAUUGAGGUGCUGGGCUUUAACACACGUCAGCGUAAAGCCUUCCUCAACGCCGUGAUGAGGUGGGGCAUGCCAGCCCAGGAUGCCUUCUCCUGCCAGUGGCUCGUCAGGGACCUACGGGGCAAGAGCGAGAAGGAGUUCAAGGCGUAUGUGUCCCUCUUCAUGCGGCACCUAUGUGAGCCGGUGGCCGAUGGCUCAGAGACGUUUGCGGACGGCGUGCCGCGGGAAGGCCUGUGCCGGCAGCCUGUGCUCACUAGGAUCGGCGUCAUGUCGCUUGUGAAGAAGAAGGUCCAGGAGUUCGAGCACAUCAACGGCAAGUGGAGCUUGCCGGAGCUGAAGCCGGAGGUGAGCAUGGACUCCAAGAAGUCGUCCCGCGCGUCGUCCCCCGCCAUCAAGACAGCCACUCCCACACCCGAGCCCAGCUGUAACAACACCCCCUGCACCUCCAAACCCGCUACACCCUCCCCACCUGACAAGCCAGAGAGGAAUGGCAAGGACGGAGAAAAGGAGGAGGGAGAGAGCCCACUGGAGGCAGAUAAGGAGCAGGAGAAGGAGAGGGAGAGUGGCGAGGGCACGGACUCUGCGGAGCCUCCGCUCAACGCUAAGGAAGCGCUGCAGGACCAGCCCACCGGGGAAAAGCCAAUCGCAGAUGAGGGCGUGGCAUCAGGGGAGGAGUCUAAAAAGACGGGCAGUGCCUCGGCAACCACGGAGGAGAAGAGGCUGGAGGAGGAGAGGGCCGAGUCUGAGCUGGCUGGGGAUACGAGGGCGCCGGCCGAGUCCCCCCCCUCACGGGAUGGGAGAUCAGGAGAGGCGGAGAAGGCGGAGGAGGAGAAGACGGAGGAUUCUUCUGUGUCCUCGGAAACGGGCGAAAGCAAGGAGAAGCCAGAAAGCCAGGCCACAGAGGUUAAGAAAGAAGACGUGAAGGGAGAGAAGGAGGCAGGGAAGGAGAUAAAGGCCACAAAGGAGGAGGUGCCCAGGGGCAACGGCAAGGGCGAGCGCCCCCGCUUCAUGUUCAACAUCGCUGACGGCGGCUUCACAGAGCUUCACACGCUGUGGCAGAACGAGGAGCGAGCAGCCAUCUCCUCGGGGAAGAUGAACGAGAUCUGGCACCGGCGGCAUGAUUACUGGCUCCUGGCGGGCAUAGUAGUUCACGGCUACGCAAGGUGGCAGGACAUCCAGAAUGAUCCGCAGUUCGCCAUCGUGAAUGAGCCCUUCAAGACUCAAGCCAACAAGGGAAACUUUCUGGAGAUGAAGAACAAAUUCCUGGCCAGACGGUUCAAGCUGCUGGAGCAAGCCCUGGUAAUAGAGGAGCAGCUGCGGCGGGCGGCCUACCUGAACAUGACGCAGGACCCCACGCACCCCGCCAUGGCACUGAACGCUCGCUUUGCCGAGGUCGAGUGCCUGGCCGAGUCACACCAGCACCUGAGCAAGGAGUCGCUGGCGGGAAACAAGCCGGCCAACGCCGUGCUGCACAAAGUGCUGAACCAGCUGGAGGAGCUGCUGAGCGACAUGAAAGCGGACGUGACCCGGCUGCCCGCUACCUUGUCCCGAGUCCCGCCCAUCGCCGCCCGCCUGCAGAUGUCCGAGAGGAGUAUCCUCAGCCGAUUAGCUAACAAGGGCACCGAGACCUUAACGCCCCCGCCCAUCCCCCCGGGACCUUACGCCACGCCACAAAAUUUUGGGGCACCCUUUACUCCUGCCCCGUCGGGGGCCAUACCUCUGGGAGGGGCCAACUACAGUCAGAUGCCUCCUGGUUCCUUCAUAUCAGUGCUGAACGGCCCCCCCAUGCCGGUGAAGAAGGAGCGAGAGUCAGAGCUGCUGAUGAGCCGGAGGGAGCAGCGGGCCGGGGAGGUGAUCUGCAUCGACGACUGAACUGAACCGCGAUACUCUGUCAACCCUUCUACCUGCGCACGUGCACACGCACGCACACGCACGUGCACACACGCACACACACACACGCACGCACACACACACACACUGGGUCAUACCUGAGCUACAUGCAACUGCGAAUACAUGCGAGACUCCCAUGCAUGCAGACAAACACACGCACAGUCUGAUACUGUAUCUACCCUUUACACGUGCUUACACACACACUCGCUACCGCACGGUCACAUGACACUAAACUGCAGGAAGCGACUAGUUACCCAGCAACAUUUAGGCCUUACGAGUGUCUUGGCAACUUAGUGUAACUCGGGAGUUGACCUGAGAGUUUCUGAGGUCUGCGUCACACACACACAUACCUGGACUGGGUUAGUUGCCAUGAAUCAUCCGUCACUGUUGCAUUUUUCAUUAUGUAACUAUGUGGUAUUUAUGGUUCUUAACAAUACAUAUAUAUAACCUUCCAGUACUUGACACCGUUUUGGUGAUUUUGGCGGUUUCUCUGAGGUCUAUGAAUGGAUUUUGCAGCCUUUAAAUAAAUGACAAGUCAAUUAUUUAUGGUAGAAAUGGCACGCGAUGCUAAACAUCUGAAAACUGUAAAAUGACAAAACAUGCAUCCUGAAUGUGCGUUAGUGAUUCAAGUGAAUUGAUGAUAUUGACCCUAGUUCUACUGAAUAAAUUAGCACUCCACAAGGAAGUUACGUUUGGGACUGCACACACAUACAUGUACUGCACACAUACGCACACUCAUUAACUCACCAAAUACUCACUAUAAAACAUAAAAACACUCCACAUUCUCACUGCAUUCCCAGUGCUAGGAAUACUGCCCAUGCACACACACAAACACACACGCACGCACGCCUGUGGCCCAUUCUGUCAUUCUAUUCCUUUACUCCUUCCAUCCCUUCAUCUUCUCUUCCUUGCCCUCCCUCCUUUCUACUUGUCUGCUUUGAAGGGGUCACAAGCUUUUGAAAGCCAGAAACUGUUCCCCCUGUCUACACGAGGUGGAGCUGCAUGAAAAAGCCUAUACAUUUGUGCUUCAUAUUAUUUGUUUUUUCUCUCUCUGUUUUCUUUUUUAAUUUCCGAAGCAUGCUCUCCACAGUGUAUUAUUUAACUGGAGCAAAUCUUAGUGUACGAAGCCACGCCUGCAAGCCGUAAGAGUCCACAUGCUUUUUUUAAAGGCCCACUGGUCCUUCAUUCCUUUGAGGGGUAUUAAGAUUUGCUGUCCAAUGUCAGACUGGGCACUGAGUUUGGGGGCAGGGGGGUGGGGGUAUUGCUUUGCACCUCAAUAUCUAGAUUUCAUCCGCAGAAAUUGUCACACAGUCUCCAGGGUUUUGGACUGAUGGCCCGUUUGCUCCAGUGAUUCAGUGGCGAGGGAGAGAAAUGCAACUAGGCAGUAUUUAUUGAACUAAAAACACGGUGUGGUCAUGCUUGGGAGUCUUUAAGCACUGUUUCGGUGGGAACCCCCACCACGUCUAUCCGGGAUUACAGUUUUGGGACUGGGGAAGAAGUACUAUUUGAUUAGGCAACACUGACGGGUUUUUUCAAGUUUUUGAAUGUUUUCAUGUUCUUUGGACUAUAAAAAAUACAGUAUUAGAGCAUCUGCCCUUCUUCUCACCUUUACAUCCCUUCAUUCCUUACUUCACCUCCAUCGAUCAUCUGUCAUUAUCCUCUAAUUUCAUCAUUCAUCUUCCUUUUUUCUUUUUAUGAAUUCUGUGAUAUUCUUUGCAUAUUUAAACUUGGUUCAUCGUUUCCUUGUGUUUUUAUUGUUACUACGACUAUGAUUAUUGUUGUCGAUGUUGUUGACGUUGUCCUUGUUGUUAUUGAAAAAAGCUUCUACCAAAAUCCAAAUUUAAAUGAUAAUAAUAUUAAUAAUUAAUGAGAAGUACACUUAGUGCACAGUGCGUCUUUCUAUCAGACGUGUUCUAAUGAAACCAGAAAUGAAGAACGAAGAGGUUGUACUAACUUCAGAAACGAAUAAAAUUCAAAACAAUUUUCUCCUCCUGGUUUACUUUUUAGAUUUGGGGUUAAAAUAACGCUUGUACCAUAAAUUACUUACAUUGUCUUGAAUACAUCGAGAGAGUCAAAGAUCAUUAACAUUAUUCUACAGCUGCAGUUAACCUAGUUCCCUCUUCUCUAGAAACACUGAUCAUUUGAAUAAAAUUCUCCUAACAAAAGAAUGCAAAAUUUUAGUGAAUACUGUAAAUUAUAUAAUUAUUAUCUCAGCAAUUAUAUUUUUCCGGUGUAUAAAAAAAAUCCCAAGAGACUAAAAAUUCAAAUUUCAUAAUACAAAAUUAAAUGUUAAUACUUUUAUCAUUUAAAACAAAGUGACAGAAGGUUGGGCUGUGUGUCAUUCACCUUUCCUGUUUCUGGACACAGUAGUUUCCAGCGAAGAGUUUGAAUGUGUUGACUAAACUUUUUUUUGUCAGAGAGGGAUUUGUGAUCCUUUCACUAAUGUUUUAUUGAAUCAACAUGUUUUUUUCUUGCUCUUUUGUUAUCCCCCACAAUUUUCCUUUCAAAUGUUGUGUUUCUUUUUAUUUCUCGAUAUCAGUCAACUUGUGAGUCGUGGUGCCGAAAAAAAUCAGUGACUGUGUUGUAAUUGAACAUGUGCAGGCGGCGAGCGGAACAUGGUAAUGAUGCAUCUCCUUUUUUGUUUUGUUUGUAAUAAAAUACAAUAAAUGGCAAGUGAGA
Molecule: messenger RNA, 9048 nt
Organism: Paramormyrops kingsleyae
Lineage: Eukaryota; Metazoa; Chordata; Actinopteri; Osteoglossiformes; Mormyridae
Gene: chd3
Product: chromodomain helicase DNA binding protein 3
Biological process (GO): chromatin remodeling
Cellular component (GO): nucleus; chromatin; NuRD complex
Molecular function (GO): chromatin binding; ATP hydrolysis activity; ATP-dependent chromatin remodeler activity
Source: RefSeq, a predicted model, not a curated record